GUAAUUAGUCUCUGCCUGAGAAGUGAGAAGGGUAUAACUUUGCCUUCAAAUUAAAAGUCCUAUUUUCCAAAUUAUACGAUACCGAGAAGUUCAAAAAGUUUAAAAUGAGUGCUUUAGCAAGGAAACUAGUGAACCAGCUGAAAAGCAAGGAGUUCAGGGACUAUUUAAUGAGCACACACUUCUGGGGCCCUGUUGCCAAUUGGGGUAUACCACUAGCAGCCAUAGCAGAUACAAGGAAGGAUCCAAAUUUUAUAAGUGGAAAAAUGACUUUUGCCCUGUCUCUCUACUCGCUGAUGUUCAUGAGGUUCGCUUGGAAGGUCCAGCCGAGGAACCUGUUGCUCUUCGCCUGUCAUUUUACGAACGAAUGCGCUCAGCUCACCCAAGGAGCCAGGUUUAUAAACUACCACUACAUCCAAGGUCCUAAAGAGGUCCAAGAAAAGAAAAGCCAAUGAUGACGUCACUUUAGUUUAAGAAAACACUCUGGGCUUUAGUUACGAUGUUACCAGUCAAUUAACUAUUAGUGUUGCCAAGAGUGAUAACAAAUUGUUUUUUUUUUUAAGUUGUUUUGAGAAUGACAAAAGUGACAAGGUCAUUUUUUGUUGGUAUUUAUAAUAUUAAAGACUUAGGUGAAAUUGUGUCAACUUUAAAAUUAUAUUGUUUGGAAAACAAUUGAAUUUGUUGGAGGCUUGUAGUUUAUAUAUAACUAUAACAGAGGGCCCCAGUUUUCUUGUAAUACUUCAAAACGAGUUAAAUGAGAUGAUAGGUUUUAUAUCCAUGGGCGACGGUAACCUUUCACCAUCAGGCGGGCCGUAUGCUCGUCUGCCAGCGAGGGCAAUAAAAAAAACUUUAUUGUCCAGUAAAAUUGACGAAAUUUCACUUAAAACGAAUCUUCCAUAACUCGACAUAAUAUCAUAGUAAUAAAAUAAUGUAUUCAAAAUACAUACUUAUAUUAAAGGUUGAUUGUUGACAUGUUACCUUUGUUAUAUCUUAUUAGAUAAAUAUUUUAUUUAUUUGAAUGUUUACCUCCUGGUAAAGUAUAGUAGCAAAAUUUUAUUAUUGUGAAGGAUUAAAAUACUAGGGCAUGUUUCAGGGCUAUUAAAAAUUGUUCGUGAAAUAUAGCGAGCAUUCUGUUGAUACUAUAGAUAGGUUGAAAUUAUGAUUGAUAUGUUGUAAAUAAAUCAAACAGACUGCCCGCAACGCGAAUGUUGGUAUACUCUUUGAAUCGUAAUCUUGAACGUUGACGUCACUGUACAAUACAGUCCCCUCAGUCCAGUUUGAAAUUAGAAUCGUUAUAUUGUUGUUGUUUCUGAAGCAAUAUUUAUUUUGCCUUCGUUGGUCGUGUUUGUAUCUUUCGUAAGAUGAUAAUAAUAUAAUAUCAGGCUACAUGGUACCGAAUAGUGACGUAAUUAAAUUAACGUCAAAUGAGGAGCUUGGAGCGCGUUGCAAUGCAAGAGAGAAAUUUAAAAUUCGUUUUAGAUAAAAUAAUUUGACAUUAAAAUUGCAAUAACUGUUCUUCUUUCAGUUUUUCCUUUAUGCGUUUUACUUUAAAUUAAGAACAGACUUCAAAUAUUUACAAUGUGUAUUCCCAUUUAUAAUUUAUGAAGCUUUAAUAAUUUUCACAUGACUAUAUUUUUCUAAAAACAUAUCUGUGUAUAUAUGUGUUUCUAUCAAAUCGAAAUUAAAGUAAUCGAACCAUAAACCCUCGUCAUAACUACGAUAAUAAAAGCAAAUAUGACUUGAAACAAAGACAUUGAGUAAAAAAUAUUUUUUAAUCAAUUAAAAGUUAAGGUAACUGUAUCAAGAUAUAAUUAAAAAACUUUCGUAUGAACGCAGUCAAAAAGCCAAAAAGGCGACAACAUAAUAGCAUAUUAUUAUUUUAAAUACAAUAAGAACGGGAUAAUUGCAUUUCAAAAUGAUUUAUUUUUAAAUAAUAACAUUUAGAUAUUUAUUUAUUUUUUGUAAUAAUUUAUUUGACUUUUUUUUUUAAACUAGUUAAAGAAUAUUGUGACAAUUUGUAGCAUAUUUUAUUUUUGACAUUACUAUUUACGCACAGAUUAUACAAACAAAAUGUAAAUAAUAUUUGUUUGAUAUGAAUAUUAUUGUCGAAUAAGAACGAUUUCCACAAAAACAAUUCAACUAUGAAUCGUGUUUAAUUUAUAGACGCAUUCUAGAAAUUACGUGUCCGAUUAAAAGCUCUUUGAAUUAACUAUAUUGAUUGUACAUUGUCUCCUGUUUUACGUAAUUACAUUAUACAGGGUGUGAAAAUUAGUUGUUGAUAAAAAGAUGUAGUAAUAAAGAUGUAGUAGUAGUUUUGCAAUUCAUUGGAAUUGUUUUGUUGCGUCAAACCUGUCUUUCUGGUGAGGUAAGCUGAUACAAAAAAAAGUUGCUAGAAUAAAAAAAAAACAAAUGAUUGUUUAAUCUGUGCUUUUAGCCCGACGAGGGCUUCGCCAAUCGAUCAAACAAAUAUAGUGUUUUCUUAAACUAGAUUUUAUUGAAUAAUUGUAAGGGAAUUGUUAGACAUCUGAAUGUUUUAUGAAUACGAAAAAUGGAUAUAUUUUAUAAAGGAAUAUUUAUUGAAUUAUAUGUUAUACUAUGCUGUUGAUCUGUUGUUACGAAUUGUUUCGUAGUUGUAGAUAAUAAAUGAAUGGUGAUAUUU
Molecule: messenger RNA, 2656 nt
Organism: Bombyx mandarina (wild silkworm)
Lineage: Eukaryota; Metazoa; Arthropoda; Insecta; Lepidoptera; Bombycidae
Gene: Mpc1
Product: mitochondrial pyruvate carrier
Biological process (GO): pyruvate import into mitochondria
Cellular component (GO): mitochondrial inner membrane
Source: RefSeq, a predicted model, not a curated record